CUCAUUAUUUGGCAGUACAAGCUUAUACAUUCACUUUGCUUCGCGGAUUAGAUCAUUUUCAUUUGGAGUUUAAAUUCUUAGACGAUUAGUACAAAACAAGGAUCAUUUUAUUGUAAACAAGUUGGCUAAAUUAUGAUUUCGCAAGUCCAUUCACAUACACUCUCUGAAGAUUACGCGUAGGCCUACUCUUGGUCUGUGUGAUUGUCACAAAGUCCAGUCCUUGUGUGAAAGUAAAGGUCUACCUCAGUUGCCAUCACAAUGAGCGUCUGUGAUGAAACUGAGGCGUGGGCCCAGUUGGUGUCAACCACGGACAUUGACUCCUCACCGAUCCCCGUUGUUAAGGACACAUUUGUGGUUGGUAGAAGUUCAGAUUGCGAUUUACCUUUUGUUGGCAACAAGCUUGUAUCUGGGAAGCAUUGUUAUCUGGAGAGAGACAAGGAUGGACAAGUUUGGCUUUAUGACACAAGCACAAAUGGAACUCUCCUGAAUAUGAACAUCAAACUUAUCAAAGGAGAGUGUCGGGAACUCAAACAUGGAGAUGAGUUUCACAUUGUUCACAAGAAGAACAGUCCAGAGGAUGACAUUGGCUACAUAUUUCAAGAUAUAGAAGCCUUGAGGGCCGAGACCAGUUCUGACCUUGAGGAGGAAUCGACACAAGAGUACACCCAACCCAUUGCAGAUGCUGAUUCUACGAUAGUUGAUGAUGAUAUCAAUGAGGUAUCGACUUCAAGCCCUCCAACCCAGAAGCGAAAAAGUGAUGACAGCAGCCCUCAUGUAACUAACAAGAAAAUGCGUUCACAGACAUGUGAAGACCCAUCUCCAGAAAAGGCAGCAGCAGAAGAACCUCUGAAAAAUGAAAAGAAAGAUGCAAAAGAAACUUCAAAUGACAGCCAGUUUGGUGUUGGGACUGCGAAAACCGCAGAAGUCUCUUCCACUUCCUCUGUACCAGAAGGCAAAUCUGGAGUUCCCCAGGAACCAGAGUCAGAUGCGAUUGCGGAGAGCCUGAUCUGUAUCAUUUGCCAGGAGCUCUUUCAUGACUGCAUCAGUUUGCAGCCGUGCAUGCAUUCCUACUGUUCUGGCUGCUACUCAGAGUGGAUGGAGAGGUCAAAUGAGUGCCCAUCAUGUCGCUUGAAAGUCGAUCGCAUCAACAAAAACCAUAUUGUGAACAACUUGGUGGAAGCUUACCUCAAGGACAAGCCUGAGAAACGCAGGUCCCAAGCAGAUUUAGAUGAACUGGAUGCAAAGAAUAAAAUCACCAGAGAUAUGUUAUAUCCUGUGAAGAAUCCUCGAGGUUGUGACUCAGAAGACAGUAGUGAGGAUUAUGAUGAUGAAGAAAAUGAAGAUAGAGAUUAUGAGGAAGAGGACUCAUCAGAUGAGCCUGUGCCUGCCCCAGUGGGCAACAUGCUCUUUGGUAUCGGGACACCGAUAUUCGGGGCCACACAAAUAAGACCUACUACGGUGUGUCGACAGUGUCCGAACUUCCGUGAGACGAACCCGUCUGGGGGAACGGGUAUCCUGGCUGGCGUCCAGCAAGUUUUCACGACAAUCAAGAAUGCUGUCACAGGAGGUGGUGGGGAUGGUGCCGGCCCCUCUACGGCCACCGACACUGGCCCGCCCGCUGCAGGUUCCUCGUCUGAGGCAGACCCCGAUGCUAAAGUGAUGCCGGACGCUCCCGCGUUCACGUGUGCCUUGAACCAAAACCACGUCCUGUGCCUGUGCUGUAUGCUACCCAUGCCGGACAGGAGGGCAGAGUACCUGCGUGGGGCUGACCUACCUCCACAGCAAUGCACAAUCUGCUACAGGUCUUUUUGCCACGCCUACUGGGGUUGUCGCAAGGCUGACUGUAACGGCUGCAUAGCCAAGCUCAAAGACAUGAACUUUGGAAAGAAGUGCCUGACCUCUUUAGUCUUGGACAACCACUUUGAGUCAGCCAUUCUGAAGGACUACCUAGAGGCCAAAGCCUUCUCUGUGCGAGAUGUCCUGGCUGACUGCCUGGCCAAGAUGGUCACUGGAGAAUACACAUGCAUAAACCAAAUGCGACUGACCAAUGGAAUCAACACGCCUGUCUGCUAUGCGUGUGGACUGAUGAUAUUCAAAGACUUGGCCUAUUCAUAUCGCAAAGAUAUCCCUAGGGAGCAGUUACCAGGCCGAGUGACAUCAAGGUCCAACUGCUACUGGGGGAAAAACUGCCGGACCCAGCGAAACAAACCGGAGCAUGCUCAACGCUUCAAUCACAUCUGUGAACAAACAAGGACCACAUGAGAACGUCUGUUCCGAACAUGCUCAACUCCCUGGGGUUGUCACUUCUCUCGAGAGAAUGUUUGAAAGAAAUGAUGUUUCAGUUUUAGCAGAGGGUUUUACUGUGCUCGCAACUGCAUAAGGUCAUAUGAGCGCCAAGGGGUGGGUGUCAACA
Aplysia californica (California sea hare) is the source of this 2413-nucleotide messenger RNA. RefSeq names its product E3 ubiquitin-protein ligase CHFR. The record is from RefSeq and is a predicted model, not a curated record. Lineage: Eukaryota; Metazoa; Mollusca; Gastropoda; Aplysiida; Aplysiidae. Gene Ontology annotation, cellular component: nucleus. The coding region runs from base 259 to 2262 and encodes 667 amino acids. Gene Ontology annotation, biological process: ubiquitin-dependent protein catabolic process; mitotic cell cycle checkpoint signaling; protein ubiquitination. Gene Ontology annotation, molecular function: protein binding; ubiquitin-protein transferase activity. The transcript has 23 exons.